AUGUCUCAAAGAAAGGUGUGUCCGUAUUUUCAAAAUGGCAAUUGCCGCUACGGAAACCGAUGUCACAAUCUCCACAUCAAAAAUGGGCAUGAGGAUCUGAAGAGUUUCACAUCUGCUUCGUCUUUGCAAGCGAAAACAGAGGAUAUAAGAAAAAAUAUCGAUGGCAUACUGCCUGAUGUUCGCAACGGUGCCAUACUUACUGCUUUUAGCUUGCCUCCGCCUGCUAAUGUGAACGUCAUAAGCGGAAGAGACAUGUCGUACGAGGAAUUGCGGCUUCACUACUAUCGAGACCCUGAUACAGCCGUUCGUGAAUAUAAUAGUCGAAAACAAGACAUGAUCAAGUGCCUGGAAUUUGUGCGAAAAGAUGCCCAAAAGGCAGCUAGGUACCUUCAACUAGCAGCAGAGAAAAAUCCAGCAGAUGUCAAACCGUUCAUCAAUUUCUCUAUUGAUACGAACGCCGCUCCAUCCUCAACAGCAUCCUUACCGUUUGGAAAUCGAACUUCGUCGCCUUUCAAUCAGCAGGGCUCCUCUUUCGGUUCCACUAAAAAUCCUUUUGGGGCCCCUGCAGCGCAAUCUAAUCCUUUCGGCUCGGCAGCGACAACUAAGUCCAACCCAUUUACAUCGACCGGCAGUCCUGCUUUUGGAAGUGCAGGUUUUGGGUCCAGACCCAACCCCUUUGGAUCACAAACCAACACAAACAGCGUAUCUAAUCCAUUUGGUAGCUCCUCAGGAGCCUCUUCAGCUUUUGGCAAAACAGGUUUUGGACAGCAAAUGGGGGCUUUUGCAAGUGCCAAACCAAAUCCAUUUGGAGGCCAAUCCAAUGCAUCUGCAAACACUACCAGUCCUUUUGGUGCUUUCUCUGGCAACACAAUUAGUUCUGCACGGCUUCCACUCCUUUUGGGGGCCAAACUAGUACGGUCCAGCCAAGUCCUUUCGGAGCAGUAUCACAGUCCACUACGGCUAACGCUGGUCCUUUUGGAAACCAGCAAGCAUCUUCUGCUUUUGCAAAAAGCGGGUUUGGUGCAUUUGGGGCCCAGAAGAGCAGUCCUUUUGCACAGCCGUCCGCCAGGGAUAGUCCCUUUGGCCAGGCUGUGGCCAACAGCGGCAGCAGCUCGUCACCUUUCCAGCAGUCAUCAUCACCUUUUGGACAGGCUGAAAACUCGCCGUUUGGCCAACCAAAUGUGUCAUCUUUUGGACAAACGACAAAGCCUAGCCCUGCAGCAUUCAAACAGGCUGGAAUAG
Messenger RNA from Ogataea haglerorum, 1242 nucleotides. RefSeq lists its product as uncharacterized. The transcript has 2 exons. The record is from RefSeq and is a predicted model, not a curated record. The coding region runs from base 1 to 1242 and encodes 413 amino acids. Gene Ontology annotation, molecular function: metal ion binding. NCBI's taxonomy places the organism in Eukaryota, Fungi, Ascomycota, Pichiomycetes, Pichiales, Pichiaceae.